Molecule: messenger RNA, 1135 nt
Organism: Sciurus carolinensis (gray squirrel)
Lineage: Eukaryota; Metazoa; Chordata; Mammalia; Rodentia; Sciuridae
Product: spindlin-2
Exons: 2
Coding region: 308-1114 (268 amino acids)
Biological process (GO): gamete generation; regulation of DNA-templated transcription
Cellular component (GO): nucleoplasm; cytosol
Source: RefSeq, a predicted model, not a curated record
CCAAGGUGGCAGAUGGUCCGCAGCGACCAAAGGAAAGGCGGAGGGCCCAUAAACCCAGCACCAGCAACGCCACCGCCCUCUUCGCCUGCCCCGCCGCCCUCCUAACACUCUCUUCGCCUGUGCAUCCUUCCCUCCCAGCUCUGGCAAGCACUCACUGGACCGGUCGCCCGCGGAUCCUCCUUCUCCACGGGCUCUUAGCAGAGGCAGCAGCGAGGUGUCCGAUUUGGGCACGUGAGGCCCGCGAUCUCCGGCGGUGGACGCCAGGCAGGGCAAGGCCAUUGGUGGGCGCCAGAAAGGAGGGAGGGGGAUGGGAUGGAAUCUUGCAAGAAAUAAAGGCAUGAAGACUCCCAAUGUACAAGAGGCCGAAGGGCAACAAACCAGGGCAGCUGCAGGAAGGGCCACUGGGUCUGCAAACGUGUCCAAGAAGAAAGCUUCCCAGAAGAAGCACAGAGGCAGACCUUCAUCCCAGCCUCGCAGGAACAUCGUGGGCUGCAGAAUUUCCCAUGGAUGGAAGGAAGGCGAUGAGCCCAUCACCCAGUGGAAGGGAACUGUUCUGGAUCAGGUGCCCAUAAACCCCUCUCUUUAUCUGGUGAAAUAUGAUGGAAUUGACUGUGUCUAUGGCCUGGAACUUCACAGAGAUGAAAGAGUUUUGUCUCUUAAAAUUCUUUCCGACAGGGUGGCAUCAUCCCAAGUUAGUGAUGCCAACCUUGCAAAUACCAUAAUUGGCAAAGCAGUGGAACAUAUGUUUGAGGGUGAGCAUGGUUCUAAGGAUGAAUGGAGGGGGAUGGUCCUAGCCCAAGCACCUAUCAUGAAAGCCUGGUUUUAUAUUACCUAUGAGAAAGAUCCUGUCCUGUACAUGUACCAGCUUCUAGAUGAUUAUAAAGAAGGUGACCUCCGUAUCAUGCCAGAGUCCAGUGAGUCUCCUCCAGCAGAGAGGGAGCCCGGAGGAGUUGUAGAUGGCCUGAUAGGCAAACAUGUGGAAUAUACCAAAGAAGAUGGCUCCAAAAGAAUCGGAAUGGUCAUUCACCAAGUGGAAGCCAAACCCUCUGUGUAUUUCAUCAAGUUUGAUGAUGAUUUCCACAUCUAUGUCUAUGAUUUGGUGAAAAAGUCCUAACUGUUAGGGUAAAAUGUGCCA